Messenger RNA from Aspergillus ibericus CBS 121593, 749 nucleotides. RefSeq lists its product as uncharacterized. The transcript has 2 exons. Bases 33 to 749 code for a protein of 238 amino acids. NCBI's taxonomy places the organism in Eukaryota, Fungi, Ascomycota, Eurotiomycetes, Eurotiales, Aspergillaceae. The record is from RefSeq and is a predicted model, not a curated record.
CCUUCUUCCAUUUUUUGUUACUACUUAACACGAUGGCUUCGGCCUUGCAGAAUGCACAACCUUCCCAUGACCAGAUCCUCUAUCUCGGCGACCAGCCCAUCCCUGUGACCGAGGUCAUACGGCUGGAUCCCAAUCGAACUGUCUAUCGCGUCGGAAUCGAGCCCGUUGGCGAUCUUCCGCAGACCGUCAUCGUCAAGCAGCAGAAGGAAGGAUGGGAGAAAGAGUUUCGACAGGAGGCGGAAGCUUAUGAGAAACUCAACCCGCUUCAAGGAACCGUAAUACCACGGCUAUUCGGGCAAGGUUCUUUCGAUGGAGUCCCCGCGCUUGUCCUUUCAGAGGUGAUUGGGACCACUUUAUAUGAUCUUGCUCAUUGUCGGGAGUCUCCCAUUCACGAGAAAACCCUGAGAACGCAACUAGAGACCGUAUUCACUCUCCUAUCCGAGUACGGCGCCGUGUACUGGGACCAGAAAGUGGAUAACUUCCUACUCUGCAGUGAGGAGGACUCGGGAAGUAGUAAAGUCAUGGUGGUGGAUCUCGAGCAGGUGCGGUUCCCUGGGACGUUUCGGUCGUGGGAAGGGAAGGUUAAUCGGAACGGGGCGCGUUCUUUGAUGAGAGACUUUCGCGAUAUUCGAUACCCAGAUCGUGAGGCCUCACCUGUAAGGUCCUGGAUGGCUGGGUCUGUUCGCCAGGAUGAGAGUGUUUCGAGGACAACUGAGUCAUCGAGUCUAGGGGUGUUGUGCGCUCGAUGA